AUGACUGCCUCCGAUAGACUAGGUCAAACCUCUGACAUUUUGUCGCAAUCCAUUAAGAGCGCAGAAACGCCGUUCAAAGUGACCGUCAUCGGUUCCGGUAACUGGGGUACCACCAUUUCCAAGGUGGUGGCCGAAAACGCAGCCUUGCGUCCACAGCUCUUCGUCAAGCGCGUCGACAUGUGGGUCUUCGAAGAACAGGUGGACGGCCAAAAGCUGACCGAGAUCAUCAACACCAAGCACGAAAACGUCAAGUAUCUGCCUAAAAUCGAGCUGCCAGAAAACUUGGUGGCCAACCCAGACCUCUUGGACGCCGUCAAGGACGCCGACAUCUUGGUGUUCAACAUCCCCCACCAGUUUUUGCCCCGUAUCGCUGCCCAGCUCGAGGGUAAGGUCAAGCCUUCUGCCCGUGCCAUCUCCUGUCUAAAGGGUUUCGACGUUGGCAAGGACGGUGUGCGUCUGCUAUCCACCUACAUCGAGGAGAAGCUCGGCAUCACCUGUGGUGCCCUUUCCGGUGCCAACUUGGCCCCAGAAGUGGCCAAGGAAAACUGGUCUGAGACCACCGUCGCCUACGAGAUUCCAAAGGACUUCAGAGGUGAGGGUAAAGAUGUCGACCACGGCGUGCUCAAGGCUUUGUUCCACAGACCUUACUUCCACGUCAACGUGAUUGACGAUGUCGCCGGUAUCUCGGUUGCCGGUGCCUUGAAGAACGUUGUGGCUCUAGGUUGCGGUUUCGUUGAGGGUCUCGGCUGGGGUAACAACGCCUCUGCUGCCAUCCAGAGAGUCGGUCUUGGUGAAAUCAUCAAGUUUGGCCAAAUGUUCUUCCCUCACUCGCGCGUCCAGACCUACUACCAAGAGUCCGCCGGUGUUGCCGACUUGAUCACCACCUGUUCCGGUGGUAGAAACGUCAGAGUUGCCACCGCCAUGGCCCAGACCGGCAAGUCUGCUGAAGAGUGUGAAAAGGAGUUGUUGAACGGUCAAUCCGCUCAAGGUAUCCACACCUGUAAGGAGGUUCACGAAUGGCUUGCCGCCUCCGGUCACACCGAAGAGUUUGUGCUAUUCGAAGCCGUUUACCAGAUUGUCUACGAAGGUGCCUCGAUGGACUCUUUGCCAGACAUGAUUGAGGAUUUGCAAGGUGUGAAUGUCAAGGACGAGAAGAAGGACGAGUAA
Messenger RNA from Lachancea sp. 'fantastica', 1167 nucleotides. Lineage: Eukaryota; Fungi; Ascomycota; Saccharomycetes; Saccharomycetales; Saccharomycetaceae. The record is from the annotation of a GenBank genome assembly.